ACAACUCUAUAUUCCUGCAGUUUUCUCAGUUCAUCUUUCAGCACCUCUUCCUGCGGUUUUCAGCUCAUCUUUCUCUCCCAUGGGUUCGAUCGAAAUCCCAACCGCCAACGGCAACGGAAAAUCGCCGCCCUUCGACGGCGCAGAGACGGCGUUGGAGUCCAACACGUCGAAGCGGCGGAGAUCGUCGGUGCUCCCUCUGGAGGUCGGCACGCGCGUCAUGUGCCGGUGGAGGGACAACAAGUACCAUCCCGUGAAGGUCAUCGAACGGCGGAAGGUUCACAACGCCGAUUAUGAGUAUUACGUCCAUUACACCGAGUUCAAUAGAAGGCUUGAUGAGUGGGUUAGGCUUGAACAGCUCGAUCUUGAUUCAGUGGAGGCUGUUGUGGAUGAGAAAGUGGAGGAGAAGGGUGCGACGGGCUUGAAGAUGACGCGCCAUCAAAAGAGGAAGAUUGAUGAGACUCAUGUAGAGGGACAUGAGGAGCUUGAUGCUGCCAGUUUGCGAGAACAUGAGGAAUUUACAAAAGUGAAAAAUAUAGCUACUAUUGAGCUUGGAAGAUAUGAGAUUGAGACAUGGUACUUCUCCCCCUUCCCUCCAGAAUACAAUGACUGUUUGAAGCUGUUCUUUUGUGAGUUUUGCCUCAAUUUCAUGAAGCGCAAAGAACAGCUUCAGAGGCAUAUGAGGAAAUGCGAUCUGAAGCAUCCCCCUGGUGAUGAGAUUUACAGAAGUGGUACACUGUCAAUGUUUGAGGUUGAUGGAAAGAAGAACAAGGUUUAUGGGCAGAAUCUUUGUUAUUUGGCGAAGUUAUUUCUUGAUCACAAGACCCUCUAUUAUGAUGUAGAUCUGUUUCUGUUUUAUGUUUUGUGUGAAUGUGAUGAUCGAGGAUGUCACAUGGUUGGCUAUUUCUCCAAGGAAAAACAUUCCGAGGAAUCUUACAAUUUGGCAUGUAUCCUCACCCUUCCACCUUACCAAAGGAAAGGCUAUGGCAAAUUUCUAAUUGCUUUCUCAUAUGAACUGUCGAAGAAGGAGAGCAAAGUUGGGACACCUGAAAGACCCCUUUCAGAUCUUGGACUGCUAAGCUACAGAGGAUAUUGGACCAGGGUUCUCUUGGACAUUCUGAAGAAGCACAAGGGGAACAUUUCUAUCAAGGAACUGAGUGAUAUGACUGCCAUUAAAGCUGAAGAUAUAUUAACAACCCUACAGAGUCUAGAGUUGAUUCAAUACAGGAAAGGUCAACAUGUGAUCUGUGCUGAUCCCAAAGUGUUGGAUCGCCAUCUUAAAGCUGCUGGAAGGGGCGGCCUGGAGGUUGAUGUUAGCAAAUUGAUCUGGACUCCUUAUAAAGAACAGAGUUGAUCCCUCAAAAACAAAUAUCAUAUAGUAACUUGUACCUUUGUUUAUAGUGACAAUGAGGAUAGGAACAUUACUGUAUAGUGCUGAACCCUAGUUGUAGCUGUAGAUGUAACUGUAGCGUAGGUACCUGCAUGUAUUGCUCUGUUAUCUCUUUCCUCCUAUCUUGUAAUGAUGAAUGGCAGAAGCAAAAUUUUAUUUUAUUUUAAUGAGAUUGGUGAUUGCAUGA
Vigna angularis (adzuki bean) is the source of this 1574-nucleotide messenger RNA. RefSeq names its product histone acetyltransferase of the MYST family 1. Gene Ontology annotation, biological process: regulation of DNA-templated transcription. Lineage: Eukaryota; Viridiplantae; Streptophyta; Magnoliopsida; Fabales; Fabaceae. The transcript is spliced from 9 exons. Gene Ontology annotation, molecular function: histone acetyltransferase activity. The record is from RefSeq and is a predicted model, not a curated record. Bases 80 to 1351 code for a protein of 423 amino acids.